GUUUGUGGGUGCUAGACAAUAACAACAAGUUGACGUCUGCAUGCCAGAUUCGAGAAAGUUUCUGAAUAAUAAAUUAAAUUCGCGAAUGAGAGCGAGAAGUGGUCACUUGUUUAUAUCAGAAGGUUGUAAGUUUUCGAUUAUUCUACUACACGGCGUGUCAGGGCUUCCGCUGGAACGAUGAUAAAAGCAAUUCUAGUAUUCAACAACCAUGGAAAGCCACGAUUAUCUAAAUUUUACCAAUAUUUUAACGAGGACAUGCAACAGCAGAUAAUAAAGGAAACAUUCCAGUUAGUAUCUAAACGGGACGACAAUGUAUGCAAUUUUCUCGAGGGAGGAAGUCUGAUUGGUGGUUCAGAUUACAAGCUUAUCUACAGGCACUACGCAACGCUGUACUUUGUCUUUUGUGUAGAUUCAUCCGAGAGCGAACUGGGCAUCCUGGAUCUGAUACAGGUGUUUGUCGAAACGUUGGAUAAAUGCUUCGAGAACGUCUGUGAGUUAGAUUUGAUCUUUCAUGCCGAUGCCGUUCAUCAUAUUCUAUCCGAGUUGGUUAUGGGCGGAAUGGUACUUCAGACAAACAUGUCGGAUAUUCUAGCCCGUAUUGAGGAGCAAAAUAAACUGCAGAAACAGGAGGCAGGCCUGUCGGCCGCUCCGGCGAGGGCGGUCAGUGCCGUCAAAAGCAUGAAUCUUCCCCAGCAAAUAAAGGACAUUAAAUUACCCGAUCUUCCGCAGGCUAUUAAGGACCUGAAAUUCUGACCAAACACUAACUUUGAUACGUCGUUACUCACUAAGAUCGCCUCCGACUCGUCUUACAUUCCGAUCAGCAGCAGCGCUUUUGAGGGAUUCAACUUCGAUUCGUACCAAUCAGAGUAUCCGUUGAGAAAUAAUUCCGCUGAAAAUAGAGGCAAACAACAAAAUGGAAAGCGAAAAUCGAAAAAUGCUGCUAUUAGCGACCACAGCGCAGAACAGGACGAUGAGUGUCACAAUAAAAUGAUCUGAGCAUUUGUUCGACUUCAAAUUCCAGCCAGCCAGCAUAGAAUCGGGGCUAAUUGAGCUGAACAUAUAUAGCUGUUUUGAACUUAAUAUCGUGCAUUAGCCACAAAUUUUGAGCCAAAGGCAAGCAAAUGAAUCACCGAUAAUCGGGUGAUCGGAUGCUGUAUUAAUUUCACUAAUCGAAAUAAAAGUUUUAUACCUAAUCUGAAUCCAAAA
Molecule: messenger RNA, 1206 nt
Organism: Topomyia yanbarensis
Lineage: Eukaryota; Metazoa; Arthropoda; Insecta; Diptera; Culicidae
Gene: or
Product: AP-3 complex subunit sigma-2
Exons: 4
Coding region: 178-753 (191 amino acids)
Biological process (GO): Golgi to vacuole transport; intracellular protein transport
Cellular component (GO): intracellular membrane-bounded organelle; membrane coat; AP-3 adaptor complex
Source: RefSeq, a predicted model, not a curated record